AUGAACUCUACGGUUUCUCACAAGCAUCAUCAUAACCCGCUCUUCCACCACUCGACUCUCCCAGUUUGCCGGUUUCCCGCUUUACAUUUCUUCGGGGCGCAGAAUUUCAGGACUUCACGAAGGAGGAGAACGGCUCUUGUGAUAAGGUCGUCUUCUUCUGGAAAUGCGAAUGGGUCGGGCGGAUUUUCUUGGCGGGAUGUGUCGGAAUCUCUCCGGCGUGGUUCGGAGAAGCUGUUGCUGAAGUUCAGCGAGUCCGUGAAGGAGGAAACCGGGUUUGAUUUUGGAAGAGUCAAUGCCGAGGCGGGUGAGCUGCUGGAGAGAGCUAAGGUUGAGGUCAGUAAGGGCGAAGCCGAGUUGAAUCGAUUCAGGACCGUCGUGUUGCCCGAGUUUCUGGAUUGGAAUAGUUGGGAGCAUUGGAAGGAUGUCAAGCAUUGGGAGCGGAAACGAGUAGCUGCCCUGAUUCUCUACGCUUUUGUGGUCUUGUUUUCUUUCCAAAGGGUGUAUGUUGCUGUUCGAGCACCUUUCAUUGCACGACAAAAGAAAGAAGUGACAGAGGCUUUCAUGGAGGCACUGAUUCCUGAACCAACUCCCAUUAAUGUUAGAAAGUUUAAGAAGGGCAUAUGGAGGAAGACAGUUCCAAAGGGUUUGAAGAUGAAGAAAUUCAUUGAAUCGCCUGACGGAACACUUAUUCGUGAUACCUCUUAUGUUGGAGAAGAUGCAUGGGAUGAUGAUGCAAUGCCACCGCAGGACAAUGUGAAGCAAAUUAUUGAAAACGAUAAAAGACUGAAUAGAGAAGAGAAGAAGGAACUGGAAGAAGAUUUGGGGAUUUCAGGAAAUAAAGAGCAACAAAGUGUAGGAUCAUGGCGUGAAAGGGUCCAAUUAUGGAAGGAAAUCCUCAAUAAGGAGAAAUUGGCUGAACAGUUAGAUGCUUCAAAUGCCAAGUACGCUGUUGAAUUUGACAUGAAGGAGGUUGAAAAUAGUCUUAGAAAGGAUGUGGUAGAAAAGGUAUCAGAAAGCAAUGGAGCAAGAGCUCUGUGGAUAUCUAAAAGAUGGUGGCGCUACCGUCCAACAAUCCCCUACACUUACUUUCUUCAGAAGCUUGAUUCCUCAGAGGUUGCUGCAGUUGUCUUCACAGAGGACUUGAAAAGGGUAUAUGUAACUAUGAAAGAAGGUUUUCCGUUGGAAUAUGUUGUUAAUAUUCCUCUUGAUCCAUAUUUGUUUGAGAUUAUCUCAAGUUCUGGAGUCGAAGUGGAUCUUCUUCAGAAACAGCAGAUUCAUUACAUUUUGAAACUUGUGAUUGCUUUGCUACCUGGAUUGCUGAUCCUGUGGCUAAUUAGGGAGUCAGUGAUGCUAUUACAUAUAACCUCAAGUCGUUUCCUUUACAAGAAGUAUAAUCAACUUUUUGACAUGGCAUAUGCAGAAAAUUUUAUCAUGCCGGUUGGUGAUGUUGGCGAUGUAAGUGAAACAAGGUCGAAGUACAAAGAAGUGGUGCUUGGUGGUGAUGUUUGGGAUCUUCUUGAUGAAAUAAUGAUCUAUAUGGGCAAUCCCAUGCAGUAUUAUGAGAAAGGGGUGAAAUUUGUUAGGGGUAUUCUUCUGUCGGGACCUCCUGGAACAGGAAAGACCCUAUUUGCCCGGACUCUUUCAAAGGAAAGUGGAUUGCCUUUUGUUUUCGCUUCAGGUGCAGAGUUCACUGAUAGUGAGAAGAGUGGUGCUGCAAGGAUCAAUGAAAUGUUUUCCAUUGCCAGAAGAAAUGCUCCAUCAUUUGUUUUUGUUGACGAAAUUGAUGCCAUUGCUGGAAGGCAUGCAAGAAAGGACCCACGAAGAAGAGCAACUUUUGAAGCUUUGAUUGCACAACUUGACGGAGAGAAAGAACGAACAGGAGUGGAUCGUUUUUCUCUCAGGCAAGCUGUGAUUUUCAUCUGUGCAACAAAUAGGCCAGAUGAAUUGGACUUGGAAUUUGUUCGUCCAGGACGCAUAGACCGGCGCUUGUAUAUUGGUGUGCCCGACGCAAACCAACGAGUGCAGAUUUUCAGCGUGCAUAGUUCUGGAAAGCAACUUGCAGAAGAUGUAGACUUUAGAAAGCUUGUGUUCCGUACUGUUGGAUUCUCUGGAGCAGAUAUUCGAAAUCUUGUGAAUGAAGCUGCAAUCAUGUCUGUCAGGAAAGGGCAUUCUAAGAUUUAUCAGCAAGACAUUGUUGAUGUGUUGGAUAAGCAAUUGCUUGAGGGCAUGGGAGUGCUUCUGACUGAAGAAGAGCAACAAAAGUGUGAAGAAAAUGUCUCAUUGGAAAAGAAGAGACUUCUCGCUGUACAUGAAGCUGGCCACAUUGUUUUAGCCCACUUGUUCCCUCGCUUUGAUUGGCAUGCAUUUUCUCAGCUUCUGCCAGGUGGUAAGGAAACUGCAAUAUCUGUGUUCUACCCGAGGGAAGAUAUGAUGGACCAAGGUUACACUACAUUUGGGUAUAUGAAGAUGCAAAUGGUGGUGUCUCAUGGAGGCCGAUGUGCUGAGCGACUUGUGCUAGGGAAUGACAUCACAGAUGGCGGAAGUGAUGAUCUUGAGAAAAUAACAAAGAUUGCCAGAGAGAUGGUGAUUAGCCCUCAAAAUGCAAAGUUGGGGCUUACUGCUUUAACAAGAAGAGUGGGGUUAAUGGAUCGACCUGAUAGCCCAGACGGCGGAUUGAUAAAGUACAAGUGGGACGACCCUUAUGUGAUCCCUGCCAACGUGACUCUUGAAGAAUCCGAGCUAUUCACUCGCGAGUUGACCAGGUAUAUUGAAGAAACAGAGGAACUUGCUAUAAAAGGAUUAAGAGACAACAUGCAUAUACUGGACAUGAUUGUCAAGGAACUCUUGGAUAAGUCGAGGAUAACUGGAUUGGAGGUUGAGGAGAUGAUGAAAGGCCUUUCUCCAGUAAUGUUUGAGGAUUUCGUCAAGCCAUACCAGAUCAAUGUGAAUGAGGAGGGAGAAUUGCCACAUAGUGACAAUUUGAGAUAUCAACCAGUUGACGUAUAUCCAGCCCCACUUCAUCGAUGUUGA
This is a messenger RNA of Linum trigynum, 3030 nucleotides long. The record is from the annotation of a GenBank genome assembly. Lineage: Eukaryota; Viridiplantae; Streptophyta; Magnoliopsida; Malpighiales; Linaceae.